CUUUGACAUAAUUGAUUGACGUUUCAGUUGCGGUUUGCUUGCUCUUGCUCUGCUACACAAUAGAAAAGUGUGGAUGUGAAUAUCGAAAAACAUUAAUAAGUAUAAUAAUGGCUUAUUUCAUAAAUUCUCCUGUAUUUAUUAGUGUUUUAUUGUUCGUUUUGAUUUCAGUCCCAAACUCACAAGGAUCUAAAGCGGAAUUUGUAACAUGCGGCUCUAUUUUGAAGAUGAUAAACACAGACUUGAGGUUACGGCUUCACUCGCACGACGUGAAGUAUGGUUCGGGCUCCGGCCAGCAAUCAGUGACUGCGGUGGACGUAGCUGAUGACUACAACAGCCACUGGCUAGUUCGUGCGCCCAUGGGAGAAUCAUGCAAGCGCGGAGCUCCUGUAAAAUGCAACUCCAACAUCCGUCUUCAGCAUGUAUCAACUAAGAAGAACCUUCACUCACACUACUUCUCAUCCCCACUGUCAGGAAACCAGGAGGUGUCAUGCUAUGGUGAUGAGGAUGGUGAGGGUGACACUGGAGACCACUGGACUGUCGUGUGCAAUAAUGAUUUCUGGAGGAGGGACACUCCUGUUAAGUUUAGACAUGUUGAUACUGGAUCGUUCCUGGCUGGUUCUGGUCGCACUUUUGGCCGACCAAUCAGUGGGCAGGGUGAGAUUGUAGGCGUCACUUCACAGUACGGCGCAUACACAGACUGGCAAGCCAAAGAGGGUCUGUUCAUCCACCCCGGUGAACUACUACCCCACCAACAUGCAAUACAUUCCGAGUUAUAAUUGUAAAAUAUUAUUUAUUGUAUAAUAAAUGUUUUUGUAAUUUAUUAGGAUCUAAUAUACAAUUUUGUUUGAUUAUGAAACCAGUAAAUGUGACACCAUCAGGACAAAUUAAUUUAGGUUUUCUUUUUUAAAAUAUCAUUUGUACUUAUUCAGGACAGUACUUUAUGAAAUAGAUAUGGAAAUAUAGUCACAGUUAUUUCACCAUAAUUAAUUUAAAGCCUAUAGAGGUAUAUUGUACAAAGUUAUACAUUUUUGUUAUACAUCGUUGUGUAUUUUGCUGCCUCAAUGUCAUGAAAUUGAGUUCCUAUGUCCUAAAGUAACACCAUGUACUAUUUCGUUUCGUGUAGGCGCCGUUUCCACAGACACACUAUGAGACGUAACUUAGCAAGUUUGAAGUUAUAGUAGUGCUUUUAUCGUUGCCUUAUAAUAAUAAGGCUUAGCCAUAGUAGAUAUUAGUUUUUUGUUCCCAAUUAAAAAAAAAAUACGUUAAGUUUUACGGUGUUAUCACCUGGUUAUGAGGCGUGCACCGCGUGAACCACGUGUCCAUCAAGGACCGGUAGGAAACAAGCGCGAAUUUCUAUUAACUGUCCGUUACGCUCUUAUAACAUUCCGUUGCCAAUCGUGACGUUAUCGUUUCAUAAUGAAAUUACCUGAUGAUGGCAGGAUGAAGUUUGUGUCACGUAGAAAUGGCGCCUGCUAGAUUAUUUUAUUACAAAUAAGCAAUAGGCAAUAUUAUUAUUUCACAUGAUAACGUUUUAUAAGGCUGGAUAAUUAAUAUAAUUUGACAAAGAAA
Helicoverpa zea (corn earworm) is the source of this 1569-nucleotide messenger RNA. RefSeq names its product stromal cell-derived factor 2. The transcript has 4 exons. Lineage: Eukaryota; Metazoa; Arthropoda; Insecta; Lepidoptera; Noctuidae. The coding region runs from base 108 to 776 and encodes 222 amino acids. The record is from RefSeq and is a predicted model, not a curated record.